Messenger RNA from Ornithorhynchus anatinus (platypus), 2994 nucleotides. RefSeq names its product sorting nexin 10 (gene SNX10). The transcript has 7 exons. The record is from RefSeq and is a predicted model, not a curated record. Gene Ontology annotation, biological process: intracellular protein transport. Lineage: Eukaryota; Metazoa; Chordata; Mammalia; Monotremata; Ornithorhynchidae. The coding region runs from base 620 to 1108 and encodes 162 amino acids. Gene Ontology annotation, molecular function: phosphatidylinositol binding.
CCCCCGCCUCCCUCCUCUUUCCUUCCAGACCCCUGUUUCCUGCCCUUAGACCCCCUCCUCCCCUCUCCCCGAUCCCUGCUUCCAGCUCCCAGACCCCGGAUCCUUGCUUCCAGCUCCUCGCUCCCAGAUUCCUGCCUCCAGCUCCUUGCUCCCUGCCUCCAGCCCCCUGCUCCCAGAUUCCUGCUUUCAGCUCCCAGAUUCCUGCUCCCAACUCCCCUCCCCCAGAUUCCUGCUCCCAGAUCCCAGCUCCCAGAUCCCAGCUCCUUGUUCUCCGCCCCCAGAUUCCUGCUCCCAGCCCCCAGCUCCUUGCUCCCUGCUCCCAGAUUCCUGCUCCCUGCUCCAGUUGAAUCAGCAAUUUGGCCGCCAAGCUCCGGCAGCCCCGAAGCCCCAGGCAGAGGAGGAGGAGGAGGGGGGCGAGAGGUUCUGGCAGGAGCCCCCUGCUUGUUGCGACGCCUCCCGAUCGGCUGCCGGGGGGUUAAAUUUUUUAUGACUUUUUGAAGAUGUUUCCAGAGCACAAGAAGCGGAAUUUGUGAGCGUCUGGGUCCGAGAUCCCAGGAUUCAGAAGGAAGAUUUUUGGCACUCCUAUAUUGACUAUGAGAUAUGCAUUCACACAAAUAGCAUGUGUUUUACAAUGAAAACAUCCUGUGUUAGAAGACGUUUUAAAGAGUUUGUGUGGCUUAGAGAACGACUUCAAAGCAAUGCAUUGCUAAUACAAUUACCGGAACUCCCAUCGAAGACCCCCUUUUUCAACAUUAACAAUCGCCAACACGUGGACCAGCGUCGGCAAGGCUUAGAAGACUUUCUCAAGAAGAUACUACAAAAUGCAUUAUUGCUUUCGGACAGCAGGCUUCACCUCUUCUUACAGAGUCACCUAAGUUCCGAAGAUAUUGAAGCAUGUGUAUCUGGACAGACAAGGUACUCUGUUGCUGAAGCCAUUCAGAAGUUUGCCUCUUCGAACAGACGCUUCCCCGAAGAAGAUGGAGAGAGAAAAAAGGAAAAGAAUUAUCUAGAUUCUGACUCAGAAAGUUCAUCCUCCGGGCUUGGACACAGUAGUGAUGACAGCAUUUCACAUGGAUGUGAAAUAAGCACGGCUCCCCAAGAAUCCUGAAAAAUACAUUUUAUGUUACUAUUUUAGGAAUAGCAAAUUAUGUCCAUGUUCUAAAGAAGGGGGUUUGCUAACAAUAGGUACUUAUCAAAGCUCCUUGUGAAAUAACCUUUUUUUGUCAUUAGUUUCAAAACUGUUUGAUUUUUAAGAUUUAUCAGUGGUAUUCAGAUUUAUUACUUUGAUUUUGUAUAAUGUUGUUAAGGUAUAUUUAACUGAAAAACAUAACAGGACAUAGUGGUUGUUAGAGACUCUUUCAAUACUCUUCCAUUACAUUUGUUUUUAAGAUACAAAAUCCCGUUGCAAUUACUUAAAACAACUGGCGUAUACGUGCACUUAAAAACUAAGGCAAAAUAUCUUCAUUGCUGUAACAUGGGCGUUUCAUUCAGAACACAUUUGAAGUCUGCGACAUGAUUUUGGAGGCUAUAAGAUAGGCACUGUUUCAAAGAGUGUUAAAUGUAAACCAGAUGAGAACUGUGGAAAAAAACAAAUGCUGCUUAUGUUUUGUGACUUCCACUUCUGCAUGGGGUAAACAUUUUUGUAAUACACAAGGUGUUUUAGGUUGAAAUGUUUUAAAUUAAAGAUAGCUAACCUUCCUAAAAUGCUAUUUAUCAGAGACAGAAUAUACAACUUACUACUUCAGGCAUGUAUUAAAAAACUGGUGACUUCAAAACAAACUAAAUUACAUAAGAUUACUAAUUUUAUUCCUACUUGUAGUCAAGCAGUCUCAGUAAUAUAUCUUCUCAGAGGUUGUUUGAAAAAAGCAUGUUUGAACAUUAAUAUUCAAUUUUUAUUAUGCAGUUUGCACGGUAUGUUGUAUAACUCAGGUUUCUUUACUCUAGUACAUCAUAUUUCUUGGUAAUAGAAAUAUUUCAAUGCAUGGAAGAUGAUCAGUUAAUAUUUAUCUACUUAAAGACAGAGUUUCUACCAAACAUCAAUGGGGCCUUUUAUGGAAAAGUACCAUGAUAAAGUUUAAAAAACAUUCAUUUGAAUUUCAGAAUUAGACUACAGUCUGAUCAUCAUUAAAAAUUGGGUGGAAUUUUUUUUCUUCUUCCUUUAAAGGCUUACACCUGAGAACUAGUGUAAUUUUAUAAACGUGUCCUUUAAUGGCCACUGGAUAAUAUCUCUUAGGUGGCUACUUUGAGCUACCAUUUUCUGUUGACGACUGCACUUUCAUAAGAUAAUUAUCUAAGUUUCUUUUACUCACUUUGUUGAAUUGCACAAAAUAUCUUUUCCCAAUCUCUGCUUGUCUGGGAGACUAGCGGGCAGAUAUUUCCAUAGAACUGGGAUAACUUGUUGCUUUAAUUAAAUGUUAUCAGUCCUUUCUUGAAGCUUGUAGGAGUAUAGCUGCAAAAAAAAAAAAAACCAACAAAAAAACCCCAGCCUUUCCGUUUCAUUUCAAUCCUUAGUUAGUUUUCUGGCAUUAAUAAACAACUCCCUGAAAGAUAAACAUAAACACUAGGGAUAGAAAUUAUUUAAUUUCUCCCUCUAGCUUCAGUGUUUGGCCUGCAAUAUCAUCAGAUUUCUGGCUGUAAUUUGAUUUAGAGUGGUUUGGGCCCUUUUCCUGGAUAACCCGAAAGUAGGAAAAUUAAGGAGCUUCUUUGAAUUUACUAAUUAAUUAGGUGUUACACUGUUGUGUUUUUAAUGUAUGCAUUGGCAGGUACUGUUUUAUUUGCAGAAACAUUGUUUUAGAUCACUUUUACAUGGACAUCAAAUCUGAGGUUUUAAAUAUUUAUAAUACUUUGUUGUUGUGGACCCUAUUUGCUAAACAGUACAUUCUGUUUUCAAGUUAAGCAUUGGAGAAGAAUGUGCAUUUGAUCAUUUGGCCUAUUUGUACAUACUUUGUACAUACUAAUAAAUAAAUAAACACCAAUGUUUUGGAAUUCAUUUUA